CUACUCGGGUCAUAGAGACCAGACACAGGAGAGGUUGGUGGGUACAAGUGCAAGGAGCAUAGACGACAGGUAUGUCAUAAAGACCAGACACAGAAAGUGUUGGUGGGUACAAGUGCAAGGAGUAUAGACGACAGGAAGAUGCCGCUCAAGAAAACCAAACACAAGCCGCCUUCAAGGGACAGACACUUGCAAGACGCACCAUCAUCUACACCUUCAACAUCACAAGCUGAAGUUGAUGAAGGUAAUAUCACUACAGUGGAAAUUCAAAUGACGACAGAUGAAGUUGGUGUGCAAACCAUAUUGACAUUUUUCAUGCGCAAUGAGAAUGUGAUAAGAGUCCACCUGAACGAUGCUUUGCCAAAGACGCAUUCGUCGUCGUGGAACUGUACUCCAAUCUGCUUCGUGGAGCUGACUACUAAACUCUGCAAAGCACUUUGCCAAUUUGAUAACAAAGCUAAGCGUUAUUACAAUGCUUGUCUGUCGUGGAUGGAAAAAUGGAAAUUUAAAAUUUGUCUUUGGACAUGCCGAGAAGGAUGAGGCUUUGAAUAUGAAAAAGAACCAAGAAGUUGUGAAAGACAUGAUGGAAGACCUUUUUAAACAAAUUGAUGUGAAAAUGACCAGCAUCAGCAUAUCAAAUAUAGACAUUCAAGCUCCGCCGAAAAAUCCAAUAACGAGGGAGAGUUCUCAACAACAAAGUAAGACGCGAUGAUAUUUCAUGACCAUGAUUUGCUUCUGUCUGCUAACAUUAGUGGUAAAGAAAACACAAGAACUUAAAAACACAAGCAUCCUCAUUCUUAUCUAUAAUAGUUCAGGGCAAAUGAUAAUUUAUGACACGACACAUGAAGGUAGAGCAACCUAUAUUUUGACAUUCGUUGGUCAACAACUGCGCGUUCGUAAAGCUAGAUGUGUAUAGCACAAACUUAACCGUCUUCUGAUUUCAUGAAAAGAAACUGCAGGAAGAUCGCACGACAGGGAACAGAAGCCUGACAACAGUGAAGAAACAGCCCCUAUGAGAGAUGGUAAAGCGAGUUAUAGUUUGGCAUGACAUGCAUGUGGACCCGAUUUUGUAAAUAUCUC
Molecule: messenger RNA, 1077 nt
Organism: Haliotis rubra (blacklip abalone)
Lineage: Eukaryota; Metazoa; Mollusca; Gastropoda; Lepetellida; Haliotidae
Exons: 4
Coding region: 139-537 (132 amino acids)
Source: RefSeq, a predicted model, not a curated record